AUGUGGACUACUCAUCCUCGCUAUUCUAAGAUUGUUUCUGGAGUUUGGAAUCAAAGAAUUGACGGUUCUAAGAUGUUUCAAAUUGUAACUAAGCUGAAGCUAUUAAAGGGAGCUUUUAAAGAGCUUAAUCGGCAGCAUUUUUCUAACAUACAAAAUGCUACUGAUGAAGCAAAGAAGGAGCUCCUUGAAACUCAGCUGAAAUUACAAUCUGAUCCUCUUAAUUCAGACCUCAUUGCUACAGAAAUUGCUGCUCGUAUGAAAUAUGGGCAGCUCUUGAAGGGUCUCAACUCCUUUUUGCACCAAAAAUCCAAGGUUUCUUGGAUUAAAAAUGGAGAUGACAACACAGCCAUCUUUCAUGCUAGUAUCAAGGAAAGGAGAAGGUCUAACAGUAUUCUUUCCAUUGAAGACCAACAAGGAGUACGAACUGAUAAAGCAAAUGAAAUCUCAGCUGCUUUCCUUUCCUUUUAUCAGCACCUGCUUGUCUCUAAAAUGGAAGGUAGGAGGAAGGUUAACAGAGAAGUGAUGAUGCUGGGGCCUCUUGUAAGCAAAGAACAAUCAGACUUGUUGCUGCAAGAAUUUUCCAAAGAAGAUGUCAAGAAAGCCAUAUUUGCAAUCCCGGGAAUCAAAGCACCAGGUCCAAAUGGCUACACUAGUUUAAGUGACUUCCGUCCUAUUGCAUGCUGUAAUGUCAUUUAUAAAACCGCCACUAAACUCAUUUGUACAAGGUUGAAAGCAAUUCAUCCUGAUAUGAUUGCACAAAACCAAGGUGGAUUCAUCUCUGGGAGGUUUAUUGCCCAUAACAUCAUGAUUUGCCAGGACUUGAUCAGACAUUAUGGAAGGGAAAAGGCCAAGGCUAGCUGUAUGAUUAAACUUGAUCUUCAGAAGGCGUUUUCACUCAUGUUCAAUGGUUCUCUGCAUGGAUAUUUUGAAGGGAAACGGGGAUUAAGACAGGGAGAUCUGAUGUCACCACUGCUCUUUGUUCUUGGUAUGGAAUAUCUUUCAAGAAUAAUGAUGAAGAUUAGAGCUAAACAAGAGUUCAAGUUUCAUGACAGAUGUGCUGAACUCAAACUGAAUCACCUGAUAUUUGCAGAUGAUGUUAUACUAUUUUGCCAUGGUGAUUAUAAGAGUAUUUACUAUAUGUUACAUGGGCUUAAAUUGUUUUCAUGUACUUCUGGGCUGCAGCCGAAUCCUAAUAAAUCAGCUAUAUACUGCUGUGGCAUGGAGGACACUGAAAUGCAACACAUUCUUGAUUGCUCGGGUUUCACCAAAAAAGAGGUACCUUUCAAAUAUUUAGGUAUCCCUAUUUGUGCGUGUAAUAUCCGCUAA
Messenger RNA from Cannabis sativa, 1326 nucleotides. RefSeq lists its product as uncharacterized. NCBI's taxonomy places the organism in Eukaryota, Viridiplantae, Streptophyta, Magnoliopsida, Rosales, Cannabaceae. The record is from RefSeq and is a predicted model, not a curated record. The coding region runs from base 1 to 1326 and encodes 441 amino acids. The transcript has 3 exons.